AUGAGUGACCCACUAACCUCUUUGAUUCCAAAAGUGUCUGAACGCUCUCGACGACCAAAGACACUUCUGUUACCACCUGCCUUACCCUGUCCUCCUGUCAUCAAAAAGACGCCAAUUCAAAUUUCGUCUUUUGAUGAGAGGGGGCUUGUCUGUGCCAUUGGGCCAAACUCUGAGAGAUCUUUUGUACCAAUUCUAGAAAAGAAAUGCGGUCAAGAGGCAAGCAGACAAAAAAGCCAUGAAGAAAAGGCAUCAACAAUGAAGCGAAUGAUGUCAAAAAUGCAUUACCCCGCUAAGCUCAAGAGCUCUACUUCGCCCACUUCCGAGCUGGAAACGUGUCACAGCCUGUUUUUGAAGGACUGUCAUCUCGUCUCAGUCCCAGCCUACACAGGAGAAGAGGACCCCUAUGUAACAAUGUACUGCCUUGGUUCAGUGUAUGAGGACAUGUCCGACAUUGUUCCACCAGAAGUGAAACCCAAACCUGCCAUUCCAGCCAAGCCCCCAAAUGUGGGAGCAGCAUCCCCAUCCAGUCCCUUCUCACCCCCUAUGCCACCAAGUGCUCCGAGCACAGGGGCUUCACUUCCUCCUCCAAGUGCUAUCCCAGUGCUCAUUGGAAGCCAUGGACCCAGCCACAGUAGCAGCCACAGCGUGACCCACAGUGGGCACAGUGCAGGCCAUGGGGUGACCCACCCUCCAGCUCCCAGCGGAGGGCACACCACCCACAGCUCAUCUGGGGGAUCCACUCUGCUGGGCUACAUUGGCAUCGACACAAUCAUCGAGCAAAUGAGACGGAAGACCAUGAAGACUGGCUUUGACUUUAAUAUCAUGGUUGUGGGUAACAGUGGCCUUGGAAAAUCCACACUGUUAAACACACUGUUCAAGUCACAAGUGAGUAGGAAGAGUGCAGGAUGGUCUCGAGAUGAAAAAAUCCCCAAAACUGUUGAAAUGAAAUCAGUGUCACAUGUUAUUGAAGAGGGUGGUGUUAAGAUGAAACUGACUGUUGUCGAUACACCAGGCUUUGGAGACCAAAUUAACAAUGAUAACUGCUGGGAUCCAAUCUCAAAAUAUAUCAAUGAGCAAUUUGAGAAGUUUUUGAAGGAAGAAGUGAACAUCACAAGAAAGAAACGUAUUCCUGACACAAGGGUCCAUUGUUGCAUCUAUUUUAUCUCCCCAACUGGGCAUUCUCUCAGGCAGCUUGAUUUAGAGUUCAUGAAGCGCUUAAGUCACUCUGUCAACAUUAUUCCAGUAAUUGCAAAGGCUGACACGAUGACCAUUGAGGAGAGACAGGAAUUUAAACAGAGGGUGCGAAAAGAACUGGAAAUGGGUGGCAUUGAGUUUUACCCCCAGAAAGAAUUUGAUGAUGACAUGGAAGAUAAAAGUGACAAUGACAAAAUCAGAGAGACUAUGCCUUUUGCAGUGGUGGGCAGUGAAAAAGAGUAUCAAGUCAAUAGUAAGCGAGUGCUGGGUAGAAAGACAGCCUGGGGAAUUGUAGAGGUUGAAAAUCCCAAUCACUGCGAGUUUGCUCAGCUGAGAGACUUUCUCAUCAGGUCACAUCUUCAGGAUUUAAAGGAGGUCACUCAUAAUAUUCAUUAUGAAACAUACCGAGCCAAAAGACUGAAUGAAAACGGAGGCCUGCACCCCAUAUCUGACACUCAGGACAGCAACCUGUAG
Knipowitschia caucasica is the source of this 1668-nucleotide messenger RNA. Lineage: Eukaryota; Metazoa; Chordata; Actinopteri; Gobiiformes; Gobiidae. The record is from the annotation of a GenBank genome assembly.